This is a messenger RNA of Carassius auratus (goldfish), 1473 nucleotides long. RefSeq names its product vesicular inhibitory amino acid transporter. Gene Ontology annotation, molecular function: L-amino acid transmembrane transporter activity. The transcript has 3 exons. Gene Ontology annotation, biological process: amino acid transmembrane transport. Bases 1 to 1413 code for a protein of 470 amino acids. Lineage: Eukaryota; Metazoa; Chordata; Actinopteri; Cypriniformes; Cyprinidae. The record is from RefSeq and is a predicted model, not a curated record. Gene Ontology annotation, cellular component: vacuolar membrane.
AUGUCACAUUUUCAGCUUUCUUGGAUGAAGACCUGUGCGGAGGGUCUCUGGAUGAAACGCUUCCAUGCGGGUGCUGAGGAGAACCGGGGUCUGGUGGUGAGGGAUGAGCUGGCUCACACGUACGGAGACGUUUGCAGGUGUGAGUCUCAGGCUUCCAGUCCUGAAAGUCAGGCUGCAUUACACACAGACGGCUCUCACAGCACACGGCCGAAAAUCACAACUUGGGAGGCGGGUUGGAACGUCACCAGUGCCAUACAGGGUAUCUUUGUGCUGGGUCUGCCCUACGCCCUGCUGCAGAGCGGGUAUGUGGGUCUGCUGUUGCUGGUGUUAGCUGCAUUCAUCUGUAGCUACACCGGAAAGAUCCUGGUGUCCUGCCUGUAUGAAGAGGACGAGAACGGACACUCGGUCCGCGUCAGACGCACCUAUGAGGACAUCGCUACCGCCUGCUGCAGAAACAUCUGCCCUUACAUCGGGGGCAAGGUGGUAAAUGCAGCGCAGGUGGUGGAAUUGGUGAUGACGUGCAUCCUAUACUUGGUUGUGAGUAGUAACCUGAUGUGCCACAGCCUGUUUUUUCUCUCUCUGACCCCGGCGACCUGCUCUGCCAUCACCUUUCUCAUCCUGGUGCCCUGCAUGCUGAUCCGUGACCUGCGGGUGCUGUCGCGUCUGAGCCUCUUCUGCUCGCUGGCUCAGUUCCUCAUCACCUUCAUUGUGAUUGGCUACUGCCUCCGUCAGUCAUCACAGUGGGCCAGUAGGAGGCUGAGUGCGGUAGUGGUGGACUUCGAUGGCUUCCAGGUUGCAGUGGGGGUGAUCAUCUUUAGCUACACAUCACAGAUUUAUCUGCCUACUUUGGAGGAGAGCAUGACCAACAGGCUAGACUUCAACAGCAUGAUAGACUGGACUCACAUUCUGGCCUGUGUACUGAAGACAGCGUUCUCUGUUGUGGCCUUUCUCACAUGGGGAGAGGAAACCAAAGAGGUGAUAACCGAUAAUUUGCCUACUGCUUUGCGGAUGGUGGUGAACUUGUGUCUGCUGGCAAAGGCUCUCCUCUCGUACCCUCUCCCGUUCUACGCCGCGGCAGAGAUCCUGCAGACGGGCGUCCUGAAACUCAGCUCAUCUGCAGAAGGAUCAGAGCGGGGGACGCUGCUCCUGCGUGGAUCUCUCCUCCUCCUCACCCUCAUCAUGGCGCUGUGCGUGCCUCAUUUCUCCCUCCUCAUGGGCCUCACGGGCAGCGUGACCGGGGCGGCCAUGACUCUUCUGCUCCCGGCUCUCUUCCACCUGCAGCUGAAAUGGACUCAGCUGGACGUGAGCCGCAGGGUUCUGGACCUGCUGAUAUUACUGCUGGGCUGUUUCUGCAGCAUCUCAGGGGUUAUAUGUUCCAUCAAAGGAAUGAUAACAGCCUUCGAGGACAAAUAGAUAAAAAAUUGUCCUCUCUGUCUGCGUUUCCAUUUGCUCUGGUUGGUGGUUUUUGGUUGU